This is a messenger RNA of Fragaria vesca subsp. vesca, 1281 nucleotides long. RefSeq lists its product as uncharacterized. Lineage: Eukaryota; Viridiplantae; Streptophyta; Magnoliopsida; Rosales; Rosaceae. The transcript is spliced from 2 exons. The record is from RefSeq and is a predicted model, not a curated record. Bases 1 to 1281 code for a protein of 426 amino acids. Gene Ontology annotation, molecular function: protein binding.
AUGGGAGAUGUUACUACUAGCAAACGAAGCAAAGCUCUAAGCUCCGAGUCUGUUGCAGCACCAGAAGACCUGAUCGAUGAACUCCCGGAGUGUUUAUUGGUAGACAUCCUUUGUCGACUUCCUCGCAACACUGUUGUUCAAUGCAAGCGUGUCUCCAAAUCUUGGUUGACUCUGAUCUCCAAACCUUGUUUCCAUGCCCACUUUUUAAGUCUCCAAAAACACAAUCCCCCUUUUGAAACUACGCUCAUGUUUGUCCGUACCAGUGCACUUGAAAUACAGUCCUUCACAAUUCCACUGAAGCACACAAGGGUGUCGAAUGUUCUCAAAUUCAGUCACAUAUACAAUGUUGUGGCUGGGACAUGCAAUGACCUAGUUUUGUGGUGCGCGACUCCGAUGUUUCAGAUCAGGUGCUAUUACAUCAGCAAUCCAUACACCAACCAUUGUGUUCCUCUUCCUCUCGCUCCUCAAUGCCACCAAGCCCAUGUAGUCGUGGGGCUCAUAUGCGAUUCCUACCAUAGGUGCAAGGUUGUGCGAAUUCUCGAAUGUGAGGAAGAAUCUGCAUUAUUCAUGGUGGAGAUCUUCUCUUCCGAAACCUCUGAAUGGACACAAGCAGUAGUUCCAUUCCCGCAAGGGCUUACAUAUGAUGAUAUUAGAAGCAGUGUCAACAAUGUAGGCCUUGCUUGCAACGGCACGUUGUACUGGUUAGUCUCCAGUGGCCUUGUUAUUGGUUUAGACCCUUCCCAGUUUGACAACAGUUGCAUACCUAGUGCUGCUACUGUUCCGGCAAACCAUAACUUCCAUUACAGUUUUAUAUCCAAGCCUGAUGUAGAUGCAGGCUUGUCUGCUUCUUCCUCAUGCGAGCAGUGCCUCACUGUUUUCCGGGGGCGUCUGAGUCUAUGCCAGUUUUAUAAUGAAGGACCUCCAUCUCCUAUUCUUUAUGUGUGGGACUUGAAAGAAGAUGAUCAUGAGAUGGAUGGAGUUGGAAGGAAAAGUGUGAAAUGGUGUUUGAAAGAGAAGAUUGUCCUGGACGAACUCAUAGCGAGUUUGUAUUGGAAGCCUCUGGCUUUCCACCCAAAUGAUGAAGAUAAAUUGUAUGCACUGUGUUAUUAUCCUCGCAAUAAUGCUAAAAAAUGUUUCAUCUGCGAGUACAAUAUUCGAAAGUCAGGACGGUCUGCCAUCCGGAUAUCAGAAAUUCCAUUGCAGAACCGUGUAGACGCUUUUCCACUGUUGAUCCCAGGGGUGCGGUUGCCAACACCAGUUCCUGGACUAGUUCCUUAUUGA